Messenger RNA from Elgaria multicarinata webbii, 6617 nucleotides. It is a transcript of the gene PRDM2, whose product is annotated as PR/SET domain 2. Gene Ontology annotation, biological process: regulation of transcription by RNA polymerase II. The transcript has 8 exons. The record is from RefSeq and is a predicted model, not a curated record. Gene Ontology annotation, cellular component: nucleus. NCBI's taxonomy places the organism in Eukaryota, Metazoa, Chordata, Lepidosauria, Squamata, Anguidae. The coding region runs from base 59 to 5107 and encodes 1682 amino acids. Gene Ontology annotation, molecular function: histone methyltransferase activity; DNA-binding transcription factor activity, RNA polymerase II-specific; RNA polymerase II transcription regulatory region sequence-specific DNA binding.
GUAAUCACAGGAGUUUCUUUGUUGUAUAUAAGUUUUCAGAAAACAGCUGGAUUUCAGAAUGUAUCAGAACUCAAUCGAGCCUACAGUAUCAGUUGAGACGUUGGCUGACGUACCUGAGCACGUACUUAAAGGACUUCCUGAGGAAGUGAGACUUCUUCCAUCUGCUGUUGACAAGACACGGCUUGGUGUCUGGGCGACAAAGCCAAUUUUCAGAGGCAGAAAAUUUGGACCAUUUGUUGGUGACAAGAAGAAGAGAUCUCAAGUGAAAAGCAAUGUGUACAUGUGGGAGGUCUAUUACCCAAACUUGGGAUGGAUGUGCGUUGAUGCCACAGAUCCAGAGAAGGGGAACUGGCUGCGCUAUAUAAACUGGGCUCGUUCAGGAAAGGAGCAGAAUCUCUUCCCUUUGGAGAUCAACAGAACCAUUUACUACAAAACCUUGAAGCCAAUUGAGCCGGGCGAAGAGCUCCUGGUGUGGUACAAUGGGGAGGACAACCCAGAGAUAGCAGCUGCUAUUGAGGAAGAGAGAGCAAGCAAUCGGACCAAGAGGAACUCCCCGAAAGCCAAGAAAGGGAAGAAAAAAUCCCAGGAGGCUAAAAACAAAGGGAAAAAAGCAACAGAUAAAAAGCAGAAAACAAUUUUGGAUUUAACUGCUGUAGAUAUGAGGGAGCCUAAGGAAGGCCAUAAAGAGGAGGACGAAACGCCCUCUGUUUCAGCGGUGCUGUCACUGGAACAGACAGCUGUGAUCCAGGAGAUGGUCAAUCAGGACACACUCCCAAACUUGGUAAUCUCCAGUCCCACCAAUGAGCCACAGACAACUCCAGAAGACAAACCGGAAGCAAGAACAUAUGUAUCAAAAGACUUAGAGCAGCGGGAAGAACCUGAGGAGGAUGGAGAGGAACCUGAAGGGGAAAUGGAAGAGGAGGAGGAGGAAGAGCCAGAGGAGGAGGAAGAGGAGGAGGAGGAGGAGGAGGAAGAUGGUAGAUCACCUAAAGAAAGUCCUGACACGGAUCCCAUGUCCAUGUGUGAAGACAAGCUGGAGUCUGUGGAAGAGCAGAGCAGCAUAUCUGAAGAUUCCCCAGAAAGCUCCCCCAAGAAAAAGCCUUUGGCCAAAUUUGCUGUUAAGCGGGCCGAAUCCAAUGGCAGUGUCCAGGGAACGUUCAUGUUCCCCUGUCAGCAUUGCGAAAGGAAAUUCACCACAAAGCAGGGCCUCGAGCGCCACAUGCACAUCCACAUUUCGGCCAUCAGUCACGCUUUCAAAUGCCGCUAUUGCGGCAAAGCCUUCGGCACACAGAUUAACCGGCGCAGGCACGAGCGGCGCCAUGAGGCCGGGCCAAAGCGGAAGCCGUUCUUAACUCUGGCUUCUGCCCAGCCAGCUGAGGGCGGUGCCAAGAACCAGGUGACUGCUGAGGACGGCGUCAGGGACGAAACCGUUGCCAGGCCCGAGUUCACCGCUGCGGAGACCGAGAAGGUUUCUCUAGAAACGCCAAAUCCUGUUCUUUUUGAAGAGAGCAAGGAAGCCAAAGAACUGCACCCGUGCAAAUAUUGCAGGAAGGUUUUUGGCACCCAUACCAAUAUGCGCAGGCACCAGCGGAGGGUCCAUGAGCGCCAUCUCAUCCCCAAAGGGGUCAGGAGAAAACCUGAGGAGCUGCAGCUUCCGGCAGAGCAAACCCAGCAAGCCCCAAAUGUGUAUGUCGCCAGCACAGACCUCGAGGAGGAGGAGGAGGGCGAGGCGGACGACGUGUACAUCAUGGACGUUUCCAGUAACAUAUCUGAAAACCUCAAUUAUUACAUUGAUGGUAAGAUUCAGUCCAACAGCAGCACAAGCAAUUGCGACGUGAUUGAGGUGGAGGCCAGCUCCACCGAACUCUACGGAAUAAACUGUUUACUUAGCCCUGUGACGGUAGAGAUCUCCCCCAGUUUAAAGGCCACACCAGUGCACCUAAGCGACGUAUCUAAAGAGUCGCCGGCCGGCGGGAACACCGAACCCAAAAAGAGGAGGACCGCCAGUCCCCCUCUCCUCCCUAAGAUAAAAACCGAAAUGGAUCCAGAACCCAUCACGUCCUUGUGCUCUUUGACUAUUCCUCUUACCAUAUCGACAGCUGAGAGCUUGCCUUUCCCCAAAGAGAAAAGUAUUUAUUUAUCGUCUAAACUGAAGCAGCUUCUCCAGACGCAGGAGGGUAAUAAGGUGGCUCCAUCUUCCUCAGCUGAAAUCCCCAAAUUGGGACUCCCUGCGGCCUCUUCGCCUCUCCUGCCCGCCGCCUCCAGCAGGUUCAAAAGGAGGACCAGUUCCCCUCCCAGUUCCCCACAGCACAGUCCGGCCCUUCGAGAUUUUGGCAAAGCAGGUGAAGGAAAAUCUGUCUGGAACGAUACCGUUCUAGGCUCAAAGAUCCCCAAGCUAGAGAGUCAUAGUAAUUCGCCUGCCUGGAGCUUAUCUGGGCGAGAAGAAAAAGAGACCGUGAGCCCGCUUUGCUUAGAAGAGUAUAAAGUAUCAAAGGACUGGACUCCAACCCCUCCUUUUGGUAAUGUGUGCAACCAGCAGCCGUUGGAUUUAUCCAGUAGUGUAAAGCAAAGGUCAAACUGCAAGAACAGGGCCCAGGUUCCCUGGGAGUCGGUGUUAGAUCUCAGCGUCCAUAAAAAGCCUUGCACUGACACCGAAGCCAAGGAGAGCAACUUGGCUCCACCGGCCUGUAGUAGCGUCAAGAAGAAGCCGACCACGUCCAUGCUGCAGAAAGUUCUGCUGAACGAAUAUAACGGGACGGAUUCGUCGUCGGGAAACCCAGCCACCGGAACGAAUCCAAGCCCGAGUGUGUGCAAAUUAGCAGAAGCGCAGCCCCAGCCCGAGCCUGGUUUCCCUGUACCAGUGGUCCAGCCAGAUUCCCCGAGCCCCUCGGUUGAGCUCGCUUUGUCUCCAGCACCUGCAUCAUCUUCUUGUCAGGUGCCGCCUCUCCUGACUCCAAAGAGCUCUCCUUCCCCACCGCCCUGCCCGCCUAUGUUAAAGGUCCCCACCCCACCCCCUCCUCUCCUUCCUACGGUCCCUUCACCCCUCCCAGAAGAGCCCCUCAGUGUCACUCCGAGCUCAUGUCCCUCUCCUUUAUCAAAUGCCACCGCUCAGUCCCCUCUUCCAAUCCUGUCUCCGACCGUCUCAGCAUCUCCUGUUCCUUCUGUCGAGCCUCUUAGUUGUGCUUCACCUGGGCCUCCCAACCUCUCCCCCUCCUCUUCUUCCUCUUCUUUUUCUUCCUCCUCCUCCUCCUCUUCCUCCUCUUCCUCCUCCUCCUCCUCCUCGCCUUCUCCUCCUCCUCUCUCUGUCGUUUCUUCCGUCCUUUCCCCUGGCGAUAACCUAGAAAACUCAGUCCCCAUAAUGUCUUUUAAACAAGAAGAGGUAGAAAACGAGCAUCAAAAGCCAAGAGAAGACCCCCACAGUUCAGGUGUAGCAGAUCCCAUUCAGGAAACAUUUAACAAGAACUUUGUUUGCAAUGUCUGCGAAUCCCCUUUCCUUUCCAUUAAAGACCUCACUAAACACUUAUCCGUUCAUGCCGAGGAGUGGCCCUUCAAAUGUGAAUUCUGUGUCCAACUCUUUAGGGAGAAAACAGACUUAUCAGAACACCGCUUCUUGCUCCAUGGAGUUGGGAACAUCUUCGUUUGCUCUGUGUGCAAGAAGGAAUUUGCUUUUCUAUGCAAUUUGCAGCAGCACCAGCGAGAUCUGCACCCCAACAGAGAAUGCACGCACCACGAGUUUGAAAGCGGGACUCUCCGGCCGCAGAACUUUACAGAUCCCAGCAAGGCAAGUAUUGAACACAUGCAGAGCCUGCCCGAAGAGUCCUCCAAGCCCUCCAAAGAGGAAGAGGAAGAGGAGGAGUUGAACGACUCUUCCGAAGAACUUUAUACAACAAUCAAGAUCAUGGCAGCCGGAGUCAAAUCAAAAGACCCCGACGUCCGCAUGGGCCUCAAUCAGCACUACCCAAGUUUUAAACCUCCUCCAUUCCAGUAUCACCACCGCAACCCUAACGGGAUUGGAGUCACUGCCACAAAUUUCACCACUCACAAUAUUCCGCAGACCUUCACCACUGCCAUCCGCUGCACCAAGUGUGGGAAAAGUGUGGACAACAUGCCUGAAUUGCACAAACACAUCUUGGCUUGUGCCUCCGCCAGCGAUAAAAAGCGGUACACGCCGAAGAAGAACCCCGUGCCCCUCAAACAGACCGUGCGCCCUAAAAACGGCGUCGUUCUCCCCAGCCCGGCAAGCAAUACGUUCAGGCACAUGGGCCAGCCCAAGAGGCUUAAUUUUAGUGUGGAGGUGAGCAGGAUGUCCUCGAACAAACUCAAGAUCAGCGCUCUGAAGAAGAAGAACCAACUUGUCCAAAAAGCCAUUUUGCAAAAGAAGAAAUCCCAGCAGAAGGCGGAGUUGAGGAACAGCACGGCGGAGCCCAGCUCUCACAUCUGCCCCUAUUGCAACCGGGAGUUCACGUACAUUGGAAGCUUGAACAAGCACGCUUCCUAUAGCUGUCCCAAAAAACCUAUUUCCCCUUCCUCUAAGAAGAAGGCGAAAAAGAAAAGCGGGGCGUCAUCUUCCGGCAGCGAUAAAAACAGCAACCAGCGCCGGCGGACGGCAGACGCCGAGAUCAAAAUGCAAAGCACGCAGGCGCAUUUGGGCAAGACCCGAGCUCGGAGCUCAGGGCCCGUGCCGAUCCAGCUGCCCGCUGCGUCCUUCAAAUUGAAACAAAACGUCAAAUUCGUCCCGCCCAUUCGCUCCAAAAAGCCGAACGCCCCGUCGGCAGCAAGGAACGCCAGCCCUGUAAGGGUGUCCAAAGUGAUUCCAGCAGAGGGCAAAAAAGCGAAAGGGGUUACCAAGAACAGUUCCUCUGGACUCUCGAGCAAAGCGUCCCGCAAGUUGCAUGUCAGGAUACAAAGGAACAAAGUGACCUUAGCCAGCAAGUCCGCAGUGACAAAUAAAAAAAAGGCUGACCGGUUCAGCGUGAAGUCCCGAGAGAGGGUUGGGGGCCCCGUCACCCGGAGUUUGCAGCAGGCGAGUGGUGCGGACGCUACGGAGAACAAGAGGGAAGAAACCAGCACAAGGCAGGAGCUAAAAGAUUUCAGGAACCUCCUGUAACAAAGCAACAAACAAAAAAAACCCUCCACAUUGUAAAUGAAAUUUCCUAACUGGCAAGCUUGAGCCAGCGCACGCUCAGCUGGGACAGGAUGAGCACGGAGGCCCAAUCCGCUAAGCCUGGAAGGUCCAGCGAGAGCCGACGAAACCCAUGGAAGGGGCCGACUGCUUGCCGAGGAGGUGGUAGCACCGGCGCUGGAUUUGGUAUGAGCCAGCCGGGCGAGAGGAAUCCUUGGUUGCAGAGAAAAGAGGGCGAGCGCGUGGUGGUGCCUCCCCUCCUCGUUGUUUUGUUACUUUUAAGGACACGGAUCAAACCCAACUGGAGCAAAUUCUGCCACGGAGUUCACAGCUCGUGCUUCUACUUGCUUUUGUCGGACGUGAGAGGCAUGGGGGACAGCAAGCCAGUUGCUAGAGAAAUGGUGUCGCCAAAACGUAUGCAAAAAGCAGGUCCCCUUCAGACGCUCCCGGUAUAUUCAGGGAUAACGAAACGUUAACUGCACUCAACGUAUUUUUGGUCGCACAGCGAGUCUCUCAAAGCCUUUGUUUUAUACCAGCAUGAAGAGACGGGUGAGGAAAGGGAUUCCUGCUGUCCUCCCAGACCUUUCCUCCCCCCCCCCCCCACUUUAAAUGAGCGGUGGAAGCAGGCUCGGAAGUUGUCUUUGCUCCCCCACCCACCCCCGGUCUUCUAGUUUAUGCAUGGGGCGCGGUGUGGGGAGGAAGGUCUCGUCCCAUCACCCUUCCCGGCAUCCAUUUCAGAGAUCUGCCGUUGGGGAUAUCACCCACAACAUAAUCGUGAAUGAACCGUUCACCCCUAUAAAGCUGUAUAGCACAAAUGAACACACGGAUGAAAUUACUGUUAAUUGGCUGAUAAGAAGAGCGACAUUUCCCCCUAGUUGUAAAGCAAGAUUCUUCUUAUUAUCAUUUUUUCCUCCUGAAAAUAUAGUUUCGUUUUGUUUCCCACACACCUGGAGGGAAACUAGCCUUUCAGAGGAUGAAGAGCAAUUAGUUUCGUUUGAGCACCCCAUUUUUAAAACCUUAUUUGUUCUUGACUUAAAAAGUAAUCUACCUCUUAAAAUUUGUAGUUUUAAUAUUGUUUGGUGACUUUUGUGCCACUUUAACCACCUUCUCUUUCACUAUCAUUCCCCCCCCUUUUUUUUCUCUUUUUUCUUUUCUUUUUCGUCUUUUUUGUUUCUUCGUUACUUUUUUUUUCCGGUUUAUGGGGACUUCUACGUCGAACUAUUGUAUAAAGCAUUUGUAGCAAGUUUGAAAUAAAAUAAAAUAUUUAAAAUUAUUUAAAUUGUUUUUUGGACACUUCAGUUGUACUAUAUGUGAUUUACAUUUUACGUUAAUUUUGUUUGGGGAGGGGGAGAAGAAGGGGCGUUGUUAAUCUGGAGGUUGUUCCUGUAUUAAAGUUUGCUGUUUUGUAGUUUCUUUUUUUUUUUGUUGGAGAGUGAUAUAAAGGCUAUUCUAUUGAAAACAUUAAAAAUUUCCAAUUUGCCAUACAAAAAAAAAC